AACACUCGAUUUGUAAUGCCUGGAUUUGGAUUUCGCGCGAAAUUGACGCAUUUUCUUCGCGCCCGAAACAGCGGACUCCGGGAAAGUGUUACGAGUAGAACAGUCGAGAACAUUCCACCAUGGGAAUUCACGGGCUUGCAAAGUUGAUUGCAGACCAGGCACCAUCUGCCAUAAAAGAACAAGACAUCAAGAACUACUUUGGGCGGAAGAUUGCAAUAGACGCCUCCAUGUGUAUGUAUCAAUUCCUUGUCGCCGUCAGACAGGAUGGAAAUGUGCUGCAAAACGAGGAUGGAGAGACCACAAGCCAUCUCAUGGGCAUGUUCUACCGGACCAUCCGCAUGCUUGAGCACGGGAUCAAGCCUGUCUAUGUGUUUGAUGGCAAGCCCCCACAGCUGAAGUCAGGAGAGCUGGAGAAGAGAGGUGAGAGGAGAGCAGAGGCUGAGAAACUGCUGGCCCAGGCCCAAGAAGCAGGGGAGCAGGAGAACAUUGAUAAGUUCAGUAAACGUCUGGUGAAAGUCACCCGGCAGCACAAUGACGAGUGCAAGAAGCUGCUCACCCUGAUGGGGGUGCCAUACAUCGAGGCUCCAUGUGAGGCAGAGGCGAGCUGCGCUGCUCUCGUUAAGGCUGGGAAGGUGUUUGCCACAGCAACAGAGGAUAUGGACGGUCUGACUUUUGGAACAGGCGUCCUACUAAGGCACCUCACCGCCAGCGAAGCAAAAAAGCUUCCUAUCCAGGAGUUCCAGUUCACUCGCCUUCUGCAGGACAUUAAUCUGACCCAUGAGCAGUUCAUUGACCUGUGCAUACUGCUGGGCUGUGACUACUGUGGUACCAUCAAGGGAAUCGGGCCCAAGAGAGCCAUCGACUUGAUCAGACAACACGGCUCCAUCGAGGAGAUUCUGGAGAACAUCGACCCGUCUAAGCACCCUGCCCCAGAGGACUGGCUGUAUAAGGAGGCCAGAGGUCUGUUCCUGCAGCCUGACGUGGUGGACUGCUCCACCGUAGACCUCAAAUGGAGCGAGCCUGACGAGGACGCCCUCAUCCAGUUCAUGUGUGCAGAGAAACAGUUCAGUGAGGACCGCAUCAAGAACGGCUGUAAGAAGAUUAUGAAGAGCCGACAGGGCAGCACACAGGGACGACUGGACUCCUUCUUCACCAUCACCGGGUCUCUGUCAUCAAAGCGCAAGGAACCUGAGAUAAAGGGAUCUGCUAAGAAGAAACAGAAGACCGGUGCAACCCCAGGCAAAUUUAAGAAGGGUAAAUAGACUUCAAACAGGAAGUGAAGCAAGAAAAGCAGAAGUUAGUGCAGGAGUGUAUGAAUCACUUAGCUACGAUUAGUUACUACAAUUAUAGUGCAUCUGACCAUGUCUGUUUUUUUUCAUGUUGAGCUCGAAUUGAACUAGUCAAGUUUUAUUAAUGUUAUUUUUUUGUUGUUGAAUAAAAUAAAUAAUGGA
Molecule: messenger RNA, 1451 nt
Organism: Coregonus clupeaformis (lake whitefish)
Lineage: Eukaryota; Metazoa; Chordata; Actinopteri; Salmoniformes; Salmonidae
Gene: fen1
Product: flap structure-specific endonuclease 1
Exons: 12
Coding region: 120-1262 (380 amino acids)
Cellular component (GO): nucleus
Molecular function (GO): RNA-DNA hybrid ribonuclease activity; magnesium ion binding; DNA binding
Source: RefSeq, a predicted model, not a curated record